AUGGACGCAGCACUCAUGGUGUCCGUCUCUCUGCUUGGACUGGCUCUUAUCCUGCUCUCCUUCCCUGAGCAUGCUUCACUGAACAAAGUGUUUGACAACACCUCAGGUAGGAUUUCUGGAACUGUGUAUCCAGGAUCUGUGUUUGUGAAGCAAGCUCUUCAGAGGGCGAUUGAGCUGACUGAUGCUGCUUACGCUCGCACCAGUGAAAGAGUGAAGAAGUCUCUGUCUGAAGGCGCUCUGAGACCCAGUGACCUGCUGGCUCAGUUUAAACAGACUGAAGCCAGAACCAGGACUCAGAUCCGAGCUGCAGAGCUGCUGGACAACACAGUAGAGCUGAUCAGAGAGAUGGUCUACACUCAUACUAUGGUGCAGCCCGACCCGCAGGAGAUGCUGAGUGACAGAGACGUGGAGAAUCUGCUGCAGGUGACUGGCUGCUCCGCUGAGCUGCAGAGACCCAGCUGUGACUCCGACUGUCUGUCUGAGCGCUACAGAUCCAUCACAGGAGAGUGCAACAACAGACAGAAUCCCAAAUGGGGGGCUGCAAACAUCCCUUAUUCCCGCUGGCUGCCUGCAGAGUAUGAGGAUGUGUGGGGGAUGCCCAGAGGCUGGGACUCAGAGCACACCUACCAUAACGCCACCCUGCCUCCAGUGCGGCUGGUGUCUCAGGAAGUGCUGUUCACUCACAAUGAAAACAUCUCUCUGGACUCCGCCCUGUCCCACCUGCUGGUGGAGUGGGGUCAGUGGAUAGACCACGACGUGGUGCUGACGCCUCAGAGCCCGAGUACAGCCGCCUUCAGCACAGGAGCUGACUGUACACGCACCUGCAGCCGGGACACGCCCUGCUUCCCCAUACAGAUCCCUCUCUCAGAUCCUCGCAAUGGGGUCCAGAGUUGUAUGCCUUUCUUCCGCUCUGCUCCCAGCUGUGUCCCGUCUCAUCGCCACCGAGAGCAGCUCAACGCCAUCACCUCCUUCGUAGAUGCCAGCAUGGUGUACGGCAGCUCCACCAGUCUGGCCUCGGCUCUGAGAAACCGCUCCUCUCCUCUGGGCUUAAUGACCCUCAACUCCAAGCACUCGGACCAGGAGCUGGCCUACAUGCCAUUCCUGCCACGCCUGCAGGCUCACCUGGACCCCUGCGGCCCCCGAAACUCCUCCACCUCAGGGGCAUCGGACAGAUCCAGGCUCCAGGAGAACACCACAUCCUGCUUUCAAGCUGGUGAUUCAAGAGCUAAUGAACAUCUGGGAAUGAUCGCGCUGCACACGCUCUUUCUGAGAGAGCACAAUCGGCUGGUCAAAGAGCUGCACCUGCUCAACCUUCACUGGAGCCCUGAUACACUCUACCAGGAGGCCCGCAAGAUCAUGGGAGCCAUUCAUCAGAUACUCACAUGGGAGCACUACCUGCCGCGGGUCCUCGGUGAGAGUGCCAUGUCUCUUCUGAUGCCUGCCUAUCAGGGUUACGAUCCCGAGGUGGAUCCCUGCAUCGCUAACGUCUUUGCAGCUGCCGCAUUCCGCUUUGCCCACGUCACCGUGCAGCCAGUGGUGACCAGGCUCGGACCGGGAUACACCGUUAACUCCCAGCAUCCCCCGCUGCCUCUGCAUCAUUCACUGUUUGCCUCUUGGAGGAUCGUGCAGGAAGGUGGUAUAGAUCCUGUGCUGCGUGGUCUGCUGCUGUCUCCAGCCAAGCUGCAGACUCCCGGUCAGAUGAUGGUGGAGGAGCUUACAGAGAGGUUGUUUCAGGCACAGGGAGGGAUGCCUCUGGACCUUGGGGCCCUUAACCUCCAGAGGGGCCGGGAUCACGGCCUGCCUGGAUACGGCUCAUGGAGAAAGUCCUGCAGCCUCUCUGUUCCCAAUACUACGUCAGAACUGGCCGAAGUCCUGAGCAACUUCACUUUGGCUCACAAACUCCAGCUACUGUACGGGACGCCACACAACAUCGAUGUGUGGGUUGGGGCCAUCUCUGAGCCCGCUCUGCCCGGAGGUCGAGUCGGACCACUGCUGUCCUGCCUGCUGGCGAGACAGUUCAGAUCUCUGAGAGACGGGGACAGGUUUUGGUGGGAGAGGGAGGGAGUGUUCACCAGCACCCAGAGGAGACACCUCCACACCGCCUCUCUGUCCCGUAUCAUUUGUGACAACAGCCACAUCACUCACGUCCCCGUUGACCCGUUCUCACGCACCGAGAGGCCGGAGGAAAUGCUGGACUGUUCACACCCUCUCGUCCCCCACCUCGACCUCAGCCCGUGGAAAGAACCAGACGCAGAUCCCAGCUGUGGUCCGAUACCCAGGAUUCAAUCUGGCUACUCUCUGCUCUGUGACUCUGUGAUUCUGUAUCAGUGUCACUCUGGCUUCAGGCUGGUGGGAUCCUCGUCUGUCAGCUGUGAUCCAAACAGCCAGCAGUGGAGCCCUACACCCCCAACAUGUCAAGAUAUCGACGAAUGUGAGGAGCGACCUUCUCUCUGCCCACAACACCUGGAGUGUCUCAACAUCCCAGGUUCCUUUAUUUGCUCAGAUCCCUCCGCGCUGUCCGUCGCCUCUGUCGUCACUGCGGUGAUAGUCGUGAUUGGUAGCGUGGCCGCGCUGCUAAUUGUCAUGUUCUGCUAUCGGAGAUAUUUUCCCAAGAAAGAAGAGUUGGUCAAUGAUGGAUGUUGCCAGGGGAAACAUUAA
Molecule: messenger RNA, 2658 nt
Organism: Cottoperca gobio
Lineage: Eukaryota; Metazoa; Chordata; Actinopteri; Perciformes; Bovichtidae
Gene: epx
Product: eosinophil peroxidase
Exons: 17
Coding region: 1-2658 (885 amino acids)
Biological process (GO): response to oxidative stress
Molecular function (GO): heme binding; peroxidase activity; calcium ion binding
Source: RefSeq, a predicted model, not a curated record